GGUGAGAUCCGGCAGUUCCCGUUCAGGGACCCCCGACGAAUCUCCGUCGCAAAGGGCCUCAGUAUAAUUCCCGUCGACGAUGCGCCGGCCGUUUUGUUUGUUCUGCACAUCUUCCAUACCACAUCGGUCUGCGCCAAUUGACUUGGAACUGUCGUCGCGCUUCUUGCAGACCACUUACAUUUUUAAUACUUGACCUUCUUCUUCAGUCUCUCUUUUCCGGAACCAACCGCGAUGCCAAAGUCCGACAGCGCCCCUGCGGGCCUCAGCCGGCUCCUCGCCGUUCUGGCUGUUCUCACCGGCCUGUUGGCGUCCGUCUUCUACGUCCUGGAGCAGAACCUCGACAAGUUCUACAUCUUCGAGCUCGAGCACUUGGACGACGUGUCGAAGCGCGCGCUUGCCGAGCAUGGCAACAAUACCCGCGCCGUCGUGCAGUACAUCACCUCAGAGCUUCACGAGAAGCACCCUGCCCACAUCAACCUGCACGAGGAGUGGGUUUUCAACAACGCAGGCGGUGCCAUGGGCGCCAUGUACAUCAUCCACGCCAGUGUGACUGAGUACCUCAUCAUCUUCGGAACCGCAAUUGGCACCGAGGGUCACUCUGGCCGCCACACGGCCGACGACUACUUCCACAUUCUGUCGGGAACGCAGCUCGCAUACGUGCCUGGCUCAUACGAGGCCGAGGUCUACCCUCCGGGCAGCAUCCACCACCUGCACCGCGGCGACGUUAAGCAGUACAAGAUGCCCGAGGGCUGCUUCGCCAUGGAGUACGCCCGCGGAUGGAUCCCUCCCAUGCUGUUCUUCGGAUUCGCGGAUGGUCUGUCGAGCACUCUGGACUUCCCCACGCUGUGGCACACUACUCGCAUCACUGGACGCGAGAUGAUCGCCAACCUGCUGAAGGCGAAGUUGUAAGCAACGGAUAUCUCUCAAGGAUUGAGGGGGAUAAGAUUGUCGACGCGGCUGGGUAUAGUGACUUUGGAAUCAGCUUCCUAAACAAUGAGUCAGCUAUGUGUCCAGGCCACCAUUCAAACACAUUCAGAUACCAUCAAGGUCGAAUUGUAGAGGGUGUACGAUAGUGUAAAUGAUCAGUAAGAGAGAGGGACAUCAAUUUAGACGGGGUAAAAAAAUGCAAACCAGCAUUGGUGGACGAAAUAUCAUUUGCACCGCGAGAUGUGAACGAAAUUACUCAACCAUAAGUUUUCGAGCUCCCUGUUUUGGAAUGGCGCUGCCUGUCGCAUGUUACAGGCCACAAGGGUUAAAUAUGUGCAUGCAUCCUUGACGAUAUCCGCGGUGACUGCUCGUUACGGCAGUCGCCAUAAUGCAGCGGCUUUGGACUGUAGUAAUGCUUCGACCUCC
This is a messenger RNA of Ilyonectria robusta, 1353 nucleotides long. Its product is annotated as ERG2/sigma1 receptor-like protein. The record is from RefSeq and is a predicted model, not a curated record. Gene Ontology annotation, biological process: ergosterol biosynthetic process. Gene Ontology annotation, cellular component: endoplasmic reticulum. Bases 232 to 909 code for a protein of 225 amino acids. Lineage: Eukaryota; Fungi; Ascomycota; Sordariomycetes; Hypocreales; Nectriaceae. The transcript is spliced from 3 exons.